AAAGGGCGAGGACACGCAAAUAUACCGAGCUGGUCCCACGGUGAGAGAAGUCCAAAUAUAUUCUUAGUUAUUAGUUUCCACACAGGACGCCUCAGCAAUGUCGUUUAUAUUUGACUGGAUCUACAAAGGCUUUAGCGGCGUGCUACAAUUUCUCGGUCUGUACAAGAAAUCUGGGAAGCUUGUGUUCCUGGGCUUGGACAAUGCCGGAAAAACGACUUUACUCCACAUGCUGAAAGACGACAGACUGGGACAACAUGUGCCUACACUACAUCCUACCUCAGAAGAGCUGACAAUUGCUGGAAUGACUUUCACCACGUUCGAUCUUGGUGGACAUUUACAAGCCAGGAGAGUAUGGAAGAACUACCUCCCAGCUGUGAACGGGAUCGUCUUUCUCGUCGAUUGUGCAGAUUAUCAGCGUCUUCUUGAGUCCAAGAUUGAGCUCGAUGCGUUGCUGUCAGAUGAGACCAUAUCGAAUGUGCCGGUCUUGGUGUUGGGGAAUAAAAUCGAUCGACCGGAAGCAGUGAGUGAAGACAAGCUACGGGAGCUCUUUGCUCUUAAUGGACAGACCACUGGGAAGGGAAUCGUGUCGUUGAAGGAGCUGAAUGCACGGCCAUUAGAAGUCUUCAUGUGCAGUGUGCUAAAGAAACAGGGCUACGGGGAAGGGUUCCGGUGGCUCUCGCAGUACAUUGAUUGAGUUAACGGAGGUUUCUGCUCGAAAGGACUCCUACCUCUGAGUGAUGAACGUUAAAAAGAGAGAGACUGAGACUGUGAUAAAGGACUAAGGAAGAACAUGGUGUAUUAGCAUGAGAAAUAGUUUUUAAAAACUAACACACACACACAACAUUCCGGUCACCUGGAACAUUCCAUCCAAAUUAUGAUUUUAAGUUAUGUUGUCUGAAGACAUUUACAGUAUUAAAGUAUUUAACAGACA
This is a messenger RNA of Ictalurus punctatus (channel catfish), 931 nucleotides long. RefSeq names its product secretion associated, Ras related GTPase 1Aa (gene sar1aa). Lineage: Eukaryota; Metazoa; Chordata; Actinopteri; Siluriformes; Ictaluridae. Gene Ontology annotation, cellular component: endoplasmic reticulum exit site; COPII vesicle coat. Gene Ontology annotation, biological process: vesicle organization; membrane organization; endoplasmic reticulum to Golgi vesicle-mediated transport. The record is from RefSeq and is marked provisional. Gene Ontology annotation, molecular function: GTPase activity; GTP binding.